AAUGCAUUCAUGACAAUUGGCAAAUGUAAGUGUAGACAUUUAUUGGAGUGAAGCUCUAUAGAGCUCUAUAUAUAAUAUAUUGGAGUAGAAGAUAAAGGAAGAGGAGUGAGAGAAAGAGGAAGUAUGGCUUCUAAACCUGGAGUGCUCACUGACUGGCCAUGGAAACACCUUGGAAGCUUCAAGUACAUGGUAUUGGCACCGUGGGUGGUUCAUAGCAUAUACUCAUACAUGAUGAAGGAUGAGAAAGAGAGGGACUUAGGCAAUUUGCUGAUAUUCCCAUUUCUAAUGUCAAGAAUGCUUCACAACCAAAUCUGGAUCAGCUUCUCUCGCUACCGAACUGCCAAAGGCACCAACAGGAUUGUAGAUAAGACCAUUGAUUUUGAGCAAGUUGACAGAGAAAGCAACUGGGAUGACCAAAUCUUGUUCAAUGGGACACUAUUCUACGUAGGGAACAUGGCACUUAAGGGUGCUUCUCACCUACCUAUUUGGAGAACAGAUGGUGUAAUCAUAACAAUUUUGCUGCAUAUGGGACCAGUGGAGUUCCUCUACUACUGGCUCCACAGAGCUCUUCACCAUCAUUAUCUUUACUCUCGCUAUCAUUCCCACCAUCAUUCCUCCAUUGUCACUGAGCCCAUUUCAUCUGUGAUUCAUCCAUUUGGGGAGCACAUUGCAUACUUUAUGCUGUUUGCAAUACCAAUGCUGACUGCUGUGUUUACUGGGACUGCCUCAAUUGCAUCCUUAGCUGGCUAUGUUUUUUUCAUUGAUUUCAUGAACAACUUAGGUCACUGCAACUUCGAGCUCAUCCCCAAGAGACUCUUCUCCCUCUUCCCUCCCCUCAAAUAUCUUGUCUAUACUCCUUCGUUUCACUCUCUGCACCAUACUCAAUUUCGAACCAAUUACUCACUCUUCAUGCCCAUCUACGAUCACAUCUAUGAUACUUUGGACAAGUCUACGGACACCUUAUAUGAAACCUCACUCCGUCGACCCGAGGAAUUGCCUGAUGCAGUGCAUUUGACACAUUUGACAACGCCGGAGUCCAUCUACCACCUCCGGCUUGGGUUUGCCUCUCUUGCCUCUAGGCCUCAGGCCUCCAAAUGGUACUUGUGGGUAAUGUGGCCUGUGACAUUUUGGUCCAUGAUGGUUACACGGAUUUAUGGUAGAACCUUUGUGGUUGAGAGAAAUAUUUUUGGAAAUCUCAAAUUACAAACUUGGGCUAUACCUAAGUAUAACAUUCAGUACUUGAUGCAAUGGCAAAGAGAGUCAAUCAAUAGCUUAAUUGAGGAUGCUAUAAUGGAAGCUGAGGGAAGAGGCAUUAGAGUUUUGAGUCUAGGUCUCAUGAAUCAGGGGGAGGAACUAAAUAAGAAUGGAGAGCUUUAUAUAAGAAGGAACCCUCAGCUCAAAGUGAAGGUGGUGGAUGGGAGUAGCUUAGCAGUUGCUGUUGUUUUAAAUAGCAUUCCAAAAGGAACAACACAAGUCCUCCUCAGAGGCAUUUUAUCGAAAGUUUCUUAUUCUAUUGCCUUAGCUUUAUGCCAAAGAGGCAUCCAGGUGUCCACACUAUAUGAAGAUGAGUAUAACAAGCUUAAGUUAAUGCUUGGCACUGAGGCUUCAAAUAAUUUGGUCCUUGCCAAAACUUAUGCUCUCAAGACAUGGUUAGUGGGAGAAGGGUUGAGAGAAGGAGAACAAAUGAAGGCAUUAAAGGGAACAAUGUUCAUUCCAUUCUCACAAUUCCCUCCACAGAAAAUUCGCAGUGACUGCUUCUAUCACUACACACCCUCAUUGGCCACUCCCAAGUAUCUCCAAAAUGUUGACUCUUGCGAGAAUUGGUUGCCGAGAAGGGUGAUGAGUGCAUGGAGGAUUGCUGGGAUAAUACAUGCUUUGGAAGGUUGGAAUGUGAAUGAAUGUGGAAACUUCGUCUUCAACAUUGAUAAAGUUUGGGAGGCCACUAUUCGUCAUGGCUUUCAUCCUCUGAAGAUGUUGAAUCACUUCGACCCUUGAUUACAACUCUCUCUCUCUCUCUAUAUAUAUAUAUAUGCUAGGGGUAUGAAGCCAACCAAUGAGUGGGCUUAAAAUAUGAAUUUUAAUUUUAAAUUGGAAACAUAUCUUUUAUAUUGUUUAAGUGGUGAAAUUUUUAUUUAUGAAGUUAAUAACGGUCAUAAGUUCAAGUAUUGUACCCUUCUUGUAACUAUCGACUUAUUCACUUUUAAUAAUAAUAUAGAUAUAUAUGAAUUU
Camellia sinensis is the source of this 2229-nucleotide messenger RNA. The record is from RefSeq and is a predicted model, not a curated record. NCBI's taxonomy places the organism in Eukaryota, Viridiplantae, Streptophyta, Magnoliopsida, Ericales, Theaceae.